CGCGGAGGUCACGAAUAUGCUAAUGAGCAUUCCGAGGUUGUCAGUUUCACGUGCGGCGACAACCAAGGGAAUAUGCUGAUAAAAGAUGGUUGUACUGCAGGAUCGGAACUAAAAUAAUUUCUUGGGCAGUCAGGAGGACUGAUUUGACAAAAUGGAACUAAAAUACAAACCAUCUGAAUGAUAUAUCUGACAUAGCAAACCAUAGUAGCCAUAGUAACCGCAAGACAGCAUGGAGAAGCAUUACUCAGUUAAAUUCUUUUCCUCCUUCCUGGAAAGUCUGCAGAAUUUGUGCCAAGAACACUUAAACUUUGACCAGAUUGUGGAAGUAAGUGGCUAUGUGUGUGUGGAGAUUGACAAUGCCAAGAAGGAACGUUAUGUUCUCAGUGAACUGCUGCAGCAAUGUGGUAAUGUCAUUAGCGAGAGCUACUGUACAAAAGCUUACAAGAACUUGCCCAUAUCUGUGAGAGGAAAGGAAAAGGUCAGCUCUUCUGAAAAAACUAAGUCAGAUAUAAUAGAGGAUAAGGAGAACAGGACACAAUGUCAACCAAUGAGAGACUCGGACGACGAAGUUAUUAUAGCGCUAGAUACCCCACCCCAGCCAAAAAGAAGGAAGUCAAAUUCAACCACUGUACCAAAAUCAGCCAAAACCUCUAUUGCAGUUACUAAUACUGGAAAAAGUCCAGCUAAAAGUAUCAAUAAAAAAAUAGAAGAUUCAGCCAAUAGGUGCAUUCUUGGAAGGGUUGCAACGAUGACAGAAGACUAUACACAAAGAGACUCUGGUGGUAUAGGAAUUGAGUCCAGAAGUAGCUCAUUCCUUGAGUCGGCAGCCAAGUUACAUUCAUCCAGCACACCACAUUCUCCAGACAAGGAGUCCUUUCAUGACUUCGUCAGCAGUGUAGUGGAGUCACUUGGUACACCCACCAAGAGUCCGCCAUCUGGUAGUUCAAAUGAGAACAGCUAUGGCGGGGAAGACAGCGAGGACACAUUUCCGGAUCUUUCUCUUGUCCCAAAGAAAAUCUCAAGAUCUGCCUCAUCGAAGUCUUCUUCUGUGACAGGUCAGCCUGUUGUAGAUAUUCAGUCAAGUCUUGCCUCAACUUUGUCUCCAUCAACUCCGGAGCCAUCUUUGUCUCUAACAGGCCUCUACAUGAAGUCAAAGACAUUGGGCCUGUCUUCUAAGAAAUCACCAAAGACAUCAUCAGAUUCUUCUUCUCCACCAUCCUUGGAACAGCCAGAGAGGAUGAACGUCUCCAGCCUGCGUCAUCUUGUUUCCAAGUCAAAUGAAGACCAGGCCCUACUGCAGCACCGCAGGGCGGGGACGGAGAUGGACAUCCCUCCUGGGCAGCCCUACAUAGAGCUGCUGGAUGAAGCCAAGGAGGAGGAGGAUGGAGAUGGAGGAACAGCUGGCCUACAGAUUCACACGAACGACCAUGGCAACACAGGAAUCCAACACUCCACCAGCACAGACCACAGUGAACCCUCCACCUCCUACUCAGGUGUUGAAGUACCCUGCACAGUUUCCUCCUCCCUGAUGCUGGAGGUCGGCAGCAUCUCCGCAGUGACGUCAAUAGACGAUGUGGACUCUGCUAAUUCCCAAGUCUCGGAUGACACCAACAAUCAGGAGGACAACAUUGAUGAUAACAUGGACAGUCCGAUCAUCAUCGACCUUGAUUCUGAGGACGAAGACGAAGAGGACUUUGUGCCUGGCGGGGAUGCUGACCCUUUCUCAAGCACAGAGAUAAGGAAGCUGGACUCAUUCAAAGAUUAUGUCAGAUUUGCAGUAAAACGAUUUCAGAGUUUCAUCAAGGAGAAGGGUGUUAAUGAUCCAAUGUUUAGGAUUCCUCCUGACAAGUUAGAUCCACUCCUGGCUGAAUUUUAUGUUACUGUUCGUAAUCUUCGUGGACAAGAGUUUGGUGUAAGUACACUGAAAAGUAUCCAGUCAUAUCUAGAAUUGUAUUUGAGGGAAAAUGGCUAUCCUGUGUCCAUCACAAGGGAUACAGAGUUCCUAAACUGUCGUUCGCUGCUGCAGACCAAAAUUCAACAACUUCGUCAGCUUCAACAGCCUGACCCUGACCCUGCACUGACCAUAAGCCCACUGACGAGACGAGAUGUUGAUAAGUUGUUCCGGACAGGGCAGUUAGGCGGUAGUUCGGCUGAGUCACUGAGCAACUCGGUGUGGUUCAUGAACUCUGUGAUGUUCAAACUGAACCAGACCAGCUCUCAUACCUCCCUCAAGUGGGGAGACAUUGUUAUAAAAGUGGAUGAAUAUAAGAACGAAUAUUUACAACUGGUGUCUUCCAAUAGCUCCAGUUGGGAAAAUGUGAAUGACAAAGUGUAUCCCAAUAAUGCGAAUCCAGAUCGUUGCUUUGUUUCGAUGUUUAUGAAGUACCAAAGAAUGCGACCACCGUCUAUGCUGGCAAAGAAAUCCCCAUUCUAUUUGAUGGUGGACAGAGAAAUGGACUGCUUAAAGAAAGAAAAGAUGAGUUUCCAGAUGUUGAGCAGUAUCCUGAGAACCAUGCUCAUUCAGGCUUUCAUAAAGUCCGACAAGAAGAUACUGACCUAUGACAUCCUGUGAUGAAAAUAUGUCCGAGUUGGUUUAUCUUAUGAUAAAAUGGUCAUCCGAUAGGAAAUGGCAAUCUCAUCUAAAUUGGCAUCUAAUUGUUAAUAAUAUCAACACAUCAUCCAUCCUUCAGUACGAUAUAUGUAUAUUCAUUGAGUCUGAACAGUUACCAUGGCAACAAUGAUUUCAUUUUUGUACUUAAACUAAAUGUUGUACUUGAUCACCUACAAAAAGUGCAAUGGCCACUGCCACUGGUGAAAUGGGAAGAAUGGUUGUAUGGUGUAGCAGAGGCCAUGCUUCAUUAUAAACUGCCCCGGGAUGCAAUGUUCCAAAUAUGUUGGCUCGUGGCAGGUAGAUAUCAUAUAGGGCCCAUUGUAUCCUUUUUGUAGUGCUCCUAAUAGCCUGCAGUAAAUGUAUGUUUCAAUUUAUGUGUCACAAUAAGCUGCAUUUUUGUAAGUGAAGGCCUGAAUUGUUUAGUGAGGACCUGCAGUUUGUGUGGGUCUGUGGGUCCUGAUGGCAUGAGCUCCCUCUGACACCCGAGUGGAAGGUUGUCAUGGGUGCGGUGUUAUUAUCAACAGAUUGUAACUCUUCCAAUACUAAAGUUGUGGAGAAACUUGACAUCCAGCAUCCAUUCUAAUGGAUGUACAUGUAUCUUCUCAAUUAGUGGCAAACACUCAUGGGCUAUCUGUAUUAUUUUUGUGUUUCCCAUUUUUUCUUCAGAGUGAGAGGUUGGUAGGAAGAAAAACCAAAAACAGAGAAAAAGACCUGCCUUUGGUUUACAAUACAAUUGAUGUAUUGCCUAUUUUGUAAGAAAUGUGAGAAAUAGUAUCCCAAUUUGAAGUAUUGACCACAAGAGAUACAACUGGCUGUGAAGUUUGAAUAUUUUCUAAAUGCACAUGUACUCACUAACUCACAGCACCAGUUUUGGGGUACCACUAUUUAUGUGUUGUGUAAUGGUUUCCGCACAGUGUUGACAGCUGAAAGGAACAGAGUAUAGGCAGAGUUACUUCCCUUCUUUAUUUUUCCUUCCGACAUCAACAAUAUUACAGAUGGCCUUAGUUUGAAUACCACAUUCAACCCAAUAACAAUCCCAUACAAUUAGGUUAGUUACAAGUCAAAUCAGGCAUUAAUAUGGAUACCACUGGUGAGGUUAGUUACAAAACAAAUCAGGCAUUAAUAUGGAUACCACUGGCAAGGUUAGUUACAAGUCAAAUCAGGCAUUAAUAUGGAUACCACUGGUGAGGUUAGUUACAAGUCAAAUCAGGCAUUAAUAUGGAUACCACUGGUGAGGUUAGUUACAAAACAAAUCAGGCAUUAAUAUGGAUACCACUGGCAAGGUUAGUUACAAGUCAAAUCAGGCAUUAAUAUGGAUACCACUGGUGAGGUUAGUUACAAGUCAAAUCAGGCAUUAAUAUGGAUACCACUGGCGAGGUUAGUUACAAAACAAAUCAGGCAUUAAUAUGGAUACCACUGGCGAGGUUAGUUCUGAUAUUGUUACCAUCAGUUCUUUGUCUAUGCAUUCUUUCCAUUCUUUUGUUUUAAGUGCAGCAAUAGCAUAUUUUGGCAGUAUGUAUGUAUGUAAAAUGACCUUGGCCAGACCACGUGUACAGUAUUGUGUACAGGUCAGACUACAUGUUGUACAUCCAUCCUCACUGAUUGAUUGAUCCAGGCAUUUGAAUAUGUUAAAGGAAACAGUAAAUAAAUCCUACUUUUCAUAGUUAUUUAAUAAGAUAAGAGUUAAACGUAGAACAUUCAUUUUUAUAAUGUUUUCAGUUACUCCCUAUCUCAGGUGUUAAUGUCCAGGAGAGACCGCCUCUGUGGUCUAGUUGUAGAGCGUCCGCCCCAAGAGAAGAAGGUCCGAGGUUUGAUUCCUGGCUGCGUCAUACCAAAAGACUCGUCAUUAAGGGGCUAAAACAAGGAUUGAUCAGCUCGGACUCAGUAUACUGUUUCUGAGUGGGGUACUCAUCUUAAACUGCGGCAUGGUAUCCCAGUGUGCUACCAAUAAAAAUCAUCAUCACUCCAGACUAGUACAAGCAGACGUUAAACCCCAUUGCACCUCACCUAAUGUCCUGGAUGCUUUGUAACACUACACAGAAUGCAGAAUGGUUUAGUUCCUGGUUGUGGCGGACCAGAGAAGUCUUAAAAUCAUUAAAUUUGGGCAAAUUAAUUUUAUUGUGGGCAAGUGAAGAGUCAAUAUAUACUUGCACUGUGUAAAAUAUGUUUUGGGGCAAUUGUUUAACUCUAUCGAGCCAGGGUGGGGUGCCUGUCACUACACUUGAGAUUGGGAUUUCUUAUACAGAGAAGGGGGCUUAUUAGGUAGAAUACAGUAUGAUGAUGUUUACACAUUGUUUAAUAUAUAUCUCGUAAUAUAUAUGUCUGCAUGGAGGCUGAUCGUGCAGUGAAAGAACGUGUCCAGAUGAUCCACAUUGUUACCCUCACAUCAUUAUGUGUAAUGUGUCAUGCCCAGUGACUUUCAUCAUUGUUACCUUGGGGUGGGAAACAGCACAGCCAGUCUCUGUGUGGGCUUUAUGCCUAGUUGCAUUUAUCUUAUAGUACCAAUGAUUUUCUUCUGAAACACCAACACAUGGGGAAACCCCUGUCACAACAUUCUGGGAACGUCAAUCAAACACACUUUACAUCAAGUUAUGGAACUUAAAAGUUGUUCCUAAUAGGUGACCUCAUUUGCAUAUUUACCGGAUCAUGAUAUCAAGUUUUGAUAUCGGUUAAUUAAGUCGAUAUUACUAUCCAUUAUAGGACAGAAAUAGGAUUCUGGUGACAACAGAGGGCAUGUUGUUGCCCUGUACGUUUCAAGUAAGUAUUCAUGUGGACAGUACUUGUUAAUGUUGUGUCAAUUAUAUAUGAGAGUGUGAUUGAAGUUGUCAUAGCAUAAGCUGAUGGCUUUUUUAUCUGAAGGUACAAUACCUCAUAUGGACUAUCAUAACUUUGUAGUGAGCUUUGAAAUCAAAAUCUCUAUCUUAUUUAUUUCAACUAAAAAUCUGGUUUGUACUUUUUACUGUAAGAUUUUUUUUGUUCCCUUGAUGUUUUCGUGGUUUCUCAGUGUAAUGAUGUUUUUUAAGUCAACACAAUAUGCCAAGUAUCUUCACAGAAUCUUCCAUUAAAAAGUGUUUUUUCCUGAAUUUGUUUCUGUAUUUUUACAAAAAAUUCAAGUAUACAGAUUGUUUCAUAUAUGAAUUAAAUCUACUGGGUAAUAACUUUUUAAUAUAUUACCAUAAUGUAAUCUUUGUUUUGAUUGGUCAGUUGAACAUUCUUAUUGUUCAUGAUGUCAUAUUGCUGCUGUGUGUAGAACAAUGUGGAACUAGAAACUUAUGGUAAUAGCUUAUCUGUCUCUCUUGAGGGAAUGUUGAACAGAAUCUCGCCAAAUGCUUGUGAAAUACUUCCCUUAAUUUAUGGCUGAGAACUAACACCAUUCAAAAAGGAGCAUGGGGGCCAGCAGUCAUCUUAGGUGCAACAAUUCACUGUGCAGAGUUGCUUCCCUUGGGCAUGCCUGAAACCUAUGAUCCUGUGUUCAAAUCCUGUGUCUUGGUUUGUCACCACCAUACCAAUGCUCGUGGGUUUCACCAAAGUGAUAAACGUCUCAGACCUGCAUCACUUUUUGGGCUUUUCUCACACAUUAAGCUGAUGCAGUGAUAUAACUGGAAUACUGUUUAAGGCGGCAUUAAACUCACUCACUCACUGUCUCACUCAUUCAACAACCAGGAAAGUUAAUCCAUAAUCCCUUUAAUCAGGUAUGUGUAUAUGUGGUGACACCCAAUUUUGUGGUUGUGAAGAACUAGGCUGAGUAUUGGUGCAGCUGUUGAAAGACAUGGAGCCAGUUCUAAACUACUUUCUGACAUUCACAGAUCUCCAUAGACUGCUAUCUAGUGGCUCUUUUAGACUGGUUUAUCGAUUGUGAACUUCAAGAUGAAUCUGUCAUUGCGUCAUAUCAGAAAUAAAUGUUUGCGUAAAGCUGAAUCAUUUACAUCACUGACAGCUAUAUAAACAGAUGCAUUUUGAGAAAAUUUACAAUUGUUUGAAGUGAUUUCAUGUGAUUUAUAUCGAACAUGGAAUAUUUAAUCUAUUUUAGAUAACUUUUAACACGAAGAAAGUUUUUUUGUUUUUUAAAUAUGUUUCUACGUGUCUUUAGUGCUGGCUUCAUUUUGAAUGAACUUGUAAACUGUAAUUACAGUUUUCAAUGUUUGAAGUAAAUGUUUAUUUAUAAUACUCAAAACAUUGUCUUGUCAUAACCAGUAUGCUUGGUGGGUUUGUGUGCUAAUAUGAACAGUUUAUUGUUCAUGACGCUCGUCUUCCUGUGAUUCUCUUGUUUUGACAUACAUGUAUGUCUGAAUAUAAUAAA
Haliotis rufescens (red abalone) is the source of this 6911-nucleotide messenger RNA. RefSeq lists its product as uncharacterized. The coding region runs from base 230 to 2572 and encodes 780 amino acids. The record is from RefSeq and is a predicted model, not a curated record. The transcript is spliced from 4 exons. NCBI's taxonomy places the organism in Eukaryota, Metazoa, Mollusca, Gastropoda, Lepetellida, Haliotidae.